This is a messenger RNA of Vanessa tameamea, 2124 nucleotides long. RefSeq lists its product as uncharacterized. NCBI's taxonomy places the organism in Eukaryota, Metazoa, Arthropoda, Insecta, Lepidoptera, Nymphalidae. The record is from RefSeq and is a predicted model, not a curated record. The transcript is spliced from 2 exons. Bases 149 to 1069 code for a protein of 306 amino acids.
AACGACCAAUGAAACUAGACAGUCGAUAACUCGGUCGAUACAAAGCAUGCGGUGACUCGCCUCCGUUCAGUCAUUCAUUAGACGUCAUCAAUACUACGCGCAUUAUUUAUAUUAUUAACGCUGUUUAUUUACGCAGCGUGGGAGCAAAAUGGCUGAACGGUUUUCGGAUUCACAAAUGCUAAAACUCGUAGAGAUCUAUCGAGACUACGAAUGUUUGUGGAACGUAACGAGUGCUUUGUAUAAAAAUCAUGACGCAAGACAAAGCGCGUACAAACAAAUUGCGGAAAAGUUAAACAUUAGUGGCAUCUCAGACAAAGAUAUACCAAAAAAAAUUAAAAAUUUAAGGUCAUCGUACUAUCAAGAAUUAAAAAAAAUUGAAAAGAGCACUCGAUCCGAAAGCGACCGAGAUUCUGUUUAUAAACCGAAGGUGUCAUGGUUUUCAAUUGCCGAUGGAUUUUUAAGAGCAUUAAAAAAUAAAGAGAAGACAUUUUCAAAUAUCGAUGAAAAUUCGGAAAUAGCUACUGAUACUGUUGACUUCGAAAAUAAUAAUACGGUAUUAGAAGAGAAUGAUAGAGAAGAAAACUCAAAUGCUGCGGAUGAAAUUAUUGAAAAUCGAGUUCAAGAACUAACCGAAACGUCUUCAUCUACAUUCACUGUGCCAUCAAAACUAGCAACGAAGAAAAGGGGCAAAUCAAAUAAAAGACAGUACGAGGUACAUGAAGCCAUUGACAAAAUAAAUAAAAUUGCCGAGAAUGUUACUAAAAAUACAACAUCGUUACUACAAAAUAAAGAAGAUGAAUUCGACAUUUUUGGGAGAUAUAUAGCCUCGACUUUACGUACAUUGCCACGCGACUUUUCAAUUAUUGCAAAAACAGAUAUUCAAAAGGCUUUAUCGGAAAUUCAAUUAAAAGCAUUGAGACAGCAAACCAAAUCUUCGUUGUUGUCCUAUGGUACCUCGACGUCCAAUACCUGUGAUCCAGAAAAUCCAGGAUAUUUAAGUUCCGCAUCUGUGUCUAAUUUAUCUAACUAUGAAGACGAUUUCAACAACAUCAGUUUCACAAACAUAUGAAGCAAUUUUAUAUAUUAUUUAUAAUUAUGCAACAUCUAUUUGCCUGGUGAGGCAUUUUUAUUUCAUUUAAUUAUUUGAUAUUGAUUAAAUGAUUACUACACUCGCGGACACCAAAAUCGAACCACUUUGUAAUCCACCAGACAUUGAAAUUUGAAACUAAUAACAAUAAAGAAAUAUUUUGUUAGUCAAUAUUUAGAGAUGGUUGUACACAAUAUCCGUACAUCGGAGAAAAACGAUACAUUUUUGGUUAUCAAAUGAAAAAAUGAAAAAAAAAAAAAUAAAACUAUUUGAAAGAAAGAAAGAUUUUUCGAAAGAAGAGAAGAAAAUUUCUUUCUUUCUUUCAAAUAAAACUAUUUCUAAGAACGUACAUUUGAAAACAAUAUUUUGUAACCUAAUCUGUUGUGUCUGCCCAUAACACUCCGAAAACGGCAUUUCAAUAUAGUUCAAUAAAUUGGUGUCCAUAAAAAAGGGCGGUACGCUUUAGGUGACCGGAAGUGUAUUCUGUUCAAUUAAAACUUCUUAACGUACGUACGUACGUAACGUAAUUAAAACUUCGAAACGUACAAAUUUGUAAGAAUAUUGCAAAAUUUAAAUAAACAUUUACUUUAUAAUCUUAAUAUUAUUUACUAUUUUUAUAUUUAUAUGUACUUACCUUUAUAUAAUCUGCCAGUGCAUCAUAGAGAGCGUCACACACUUCUGGUAUAAAACUGCUCAUAAUAGAAGGGGACACACGAAAUAAGUAAUAUAAACUUUUGUAAGAAUCUCCAGUAGCUAAAUAACGUAAGGUGACCUCAAGUUUUAAUCGUGCAGGAAGAGCCUCACGAAAUAAUGUGUCUUUUUUUUCAAUUCUUUUUUCUACCUUUCUCAAUAAAUCGUCAAAUAAGUUUUUAGGUAUUCUGAAAAAAUUAUCAUGAUCUUCUACAUCACAUUCCAAUGCCGGAUUCAAGUUCGCACACAACGUAUUAGAAGCACCGUGCAUCUUUCUACUUUUAAGUAAAUUUCGCAUCCAAAAUCUCUUUUUCUUUUUCUUCAAAGAAGUUAUUAAUUUCUUUUUU